GAAGUCGCCCGGUGGACGUCGCGCGCGCAUUCUCGCGACGAUCAGACGCGCGCGCGUACGCCUUCGUACUGCGCUGGGAAAAUUAACUGUCUCCUCUCACUCUUACACAAUCCAAUAUCAACUCUAAUUAUAUAACAACACGUGUGAAUUUCAAUCUGUGAAGUUUUACAAGAAAAGUGGAAUAGUUUUAAUAGUUCUGUGACAUGUGACAGUCAUAUCAAUAUACAAAAGCACAACAAAAUGGAUUAUAAUGAUUCCACAAAGUCAAACCCAAGAUCUAGACGUUAUACCCUCUAAAACCUUGAAUAAAUAUCGUCAAACUAGUCGUCUUACUAAAAACGCAUAGUCAUCACUUAUGCACAAUGUGACAUUCUAGUGACUCAAAACCAAUGUUGACAUUAUUGGUGAUAAUUAGAAGAAGUACUAAUGUAGAUGCAACGAUAGAUGAUAUAGAAUAGUUUGAGAAUGAAAACCUAUUUGAAAUGGCUGACGAGUUGGAAGCUGCUGGUGCUGACCUCGCUAUGGAUGGCUCCGCUGGUGCCGCAGCCGACGGUACCCGUGCAGCUGACGGGAGGCCAGGCUCGAGGGUCGGUGUCUCCAGAUGGGUUACAUUUGCAAUACCUCGGCAUACCCUAUGCUACCGUUAAGCAUAGGUUUCAACCAGCUGAACCAAAUCCAACAUGGGAAGGCGUAUUCGACGCUCGUAAUGAACACAUCAGGUGCAAGCAGCGUUUCUCCGGCUCCCGAAUCCUCGGUGAGGAGGACUGCCUCACCCUCAACGUGUACACCCCCAUGGAGACCAGGGACUCCCUGCUGCCCGUCAUGGUGUUCAUCCAUGGAGGGGGCUUCAGGGACGGCUCCGGAUCCCCUUUCGCCUACGGGCCCAAGUUCCUCGUCAAACAUCGAAUUAUCCUAGUUACCUUCAACUACAGAGUCGAAGUCCUAGGAUUUCUCUGCCUGGGCAUUAAGGAAGCACCCGGCAAUGUUGGUAUGAAAGACCAAGUCGAAGCUCUUAAGUGGGUGCGGAACAAUAUAAGAGCUUUCGGAGGAGAUCCCGACAAUGUAACUAUUUUUGGAGAAAGUGCAGGAGCUUCUUCAGUCAGUUAUCACUUGCUGUCUCCAAUGUCUAAAGGUUUGUUCAACAAAGCGAUCAUGCAGAGUGGCUCCGCGCUGGCCCAUUGGUCUGUGCAGUUUGAACCUUUGACCAUAGCGAGCCGUCUUGCCAAACAAAUGGGAUAUUCCACAGAUGACCCUGUUGAAAUCUACAACUUAUUCGCCAAUAGGACAGCCGAGGACCUACUGUCCCACCGUGUGCCUCGUAAGAAAGGCGAUGCCAUAAUCUCAGAAAACGUAUUUGUGCCCUGCAUUGAAAAGAAGAUACAUAAUGUAGAACGGUUCUUGCCUGAUAGUCCUUACAAUCUGAUUACGGAAGGUAAAUAUAACAAGGUUCCAAUAAUUAUUGGAUUUAAUGACGAGGAAGGUUACUACUUCAUUGGCAGAGAAAAUGAGACUACUCUGGCCAACGUGAACUUCUAUGACGCGCUACCACGAGACCUGACGUUCCCUACGAAUGAGGAAAAGUUGAAAACGGCUAAAAUGUUUGACGAGCUGUACAUGGGUGGUGAGAAAUUGACCAAAGAAAAAGAUUCCCUUAGGAAGCUGUCACGUUUCCAAGGUGAUGCGAGUAUAAUUUACCCUGUGGUGGCUACUAUUGACUUGUUCUUACGCACGUUGAAUGAGCCUGUGUUCGCUUAUAAGUUCCAAUACGAUGGGUUCUUGAACUACGCUAAGUUGGCAUUCGGUUUCCGCGACUCCCCGGGCGCCACCCAUGCUGAUGAGCUGUUCUACUUGUUCAGCUCCCUGACCUUGCCUGCCACCUUGGAACUUACAUUCAUAGACAAAUUCGCCGAACUGUGGACCAACUUUGCCAAACACGGCAAUCCCACUCCACCAUCAUCAUCAAUGUUGCCACAAUGGGAGGCAGCAAAGCUCCCGGAGCCCAAGCUGAUGGUGAUAGACUUUGAACUGUCCAUGGCGCCGAUAUGGGGGGGCAACACCCAUGCUCUGCAGCUGUGGAACACCACUUAUGCAAAGUAUAGGAAAACGAGACCAGAAGAAAAAGACUUUCUACUUGGUGUUGACAAAACUUAACAUUUACCGAGUUUAGAAUAUUCGUAAUAUAAAUAUAACUGACUGAGAUAAUGAUUAGACAAUUUCAUUAUAAAAAAUAAAUACUAUUUAAAUCGAA
Messenger RNA from Helicoverpa armigera (cotton bollworm), 2248 nucleotides. RefSeq names its product esterase FE4-like. The record is from RefSeq and is a predicted model, not a curated record. Bases 466 to 2151 code for a protein of 561 amino acids. The transcript has 4 exons. NCBI's taxonomy places the organism in Eukaryota, Metazoa, Arthropoda, Insecta, Lepidoptera, Noctuidae.